AUGUCAUCAAAUGAAGGCCCCUCGGCGUCAGGGCCAGUUCUGGUCAACGGUCCUCCAUCACAGUCAACAACACAAUCACAACCACCCUCCCAACGAUCCUCAAUAGCUUCCAAACCGCCAUCCUCCAAGCCAUCCUCCUCUAAACCUCCAUCUCGAGCCUUGUCCCAGCUAUCCUCUACGCUACCUCACUCCUCCCUCCCCCAUUCCCCCGAAACCCAGCGCCAAAUCCAUGAAUCCCGCACCGCGCUCCUCGCGCAAAUGACCUCGAUAGGCCAAACCGCGACGCACGAAAUGCAAGCCAGAGCCGUGGAUCUACAUGGCAACACGAAGGUCAUCGAGAAGCAGGAGAAGAUGCUUGCGACGGGCGUGAAGGGACUCGCGAAGGAGCGUGAGAAACUCGAUAAGGUGGUUAAAGAGGGGGCGAGGGUUGUGAAGGAGCUGGGGAAUGUGCAGAAUUGGGCGGAGGUGCUGGAGAGGGAUUUUUUGGUGCUGGGGGAGACUAUUCGGUUGGCUAAUGGGGGGAGUGAGAGUGAGAGUGGGAGUGGGAGUUCGUGGUCGAGUUAUAGUGAUGAGUCGGGUGGUGAGGAGGGUGGGGUGCGGUUGAAGAGGGAUAAGCCGGAUGGGGAGAGUUUGGAGACGGAGAGGACUACGGAUGGGGAGGGGGAUGUCGAGAUGGGUGAUGCGGUUCUUGGAGAGGGAGUUGGGGGCAAGGGGAAGGAGAGGGAGGAGGAUAUGUCUGUUGCGAAACUGGAUGAUGUUGCAACGACUAUGGAACAUAAAGACUCGGAGAUGCAGACUGAUAUGCAGGUACCCGGUUUGUCGACUGCCGCGACGGUUGUUGGUUCUGCAUCUGUUUCUGGGACUGAACCAAGUGGUAGUGAGAGUGUGCAUACGAUGCAUUCAGGUACGAGUUGA
Messenger RNA from Glarea lozoyensis ATCC 20868, 915 nucleotides. RefSeq lists its product as uncharacterized. Lineage: Eukaryota; Fungi; Ascomycota; Leotiomycetes; Helotiales; Helotiaceae. The transcript has a single exon. Gene Ontology annotation, biological process: endosomal transport. The record is from RefSeq and is a predicted model, not a curated record. Gene Ontology annotation, cellular component: BLOC-1 complex. Bases 1 to 915 code for a protein of 304 amino acids.